AUGAGCUCUGGUCCGGCUUCUAACGUUGACGACCUCCCUGUCGAUCAACCCUUACGUACUUCGGUUUCCUCCCACAAGCCGUCGCCGAAGGAUGUCAAUGCGCCCAAGAACGAUAGUAACAGGGAUAGAGAGACUCCGGACCAGGGUGUGCCGGUGGACAACCCUACCGCGGGUCAAGAUAGUGCAUCGAAACUGGAAUUCGAUGAUUUCGGGUUACCGAUCCGAUCGCGACCUAAACCACCCCGACGAGACACCGAGUCCCCAGUAGAUGAUGACCAAUUUCAUGAUGCUGAGGAGAAUGUCCCUGAUGCAGGUAAACAAUCCGCAUCUACUGGAGCGAACAUUGAAAAGGAUCCUGCGGUAGAGGGACUUCUUGAUAACAAAGUGUCUCCGGCGGAACAUCGAGAGGAACGCCAGUCUUCAAGGCCUGCGCUAAGUGAGCGUGCGACAGCCACAACCGACGAAGUAGUAGCUUCAAUAGCCAAAAAGUGUGCGCCUGAGACUACUCCGCCGGAACAAAAUGUCGAACCGCUUCCAGUUUAUACAGAAACGCCAGCUCAGAACGAUAAUGCAACUUCACGGCCGAAGCACGCCCUGGGAAGUGAAAUUCCGAUGUCGCAGUGGUCGCACCAGCGGCUUAAUGAACGUAAGGAGAAAGAGGAUGAAGAGCGUGAGGAGAACUACGAGGGAGAGUGGAAAGAGAUGACCGCUUUGGAUGAGUUCGAUGUUUAUGAUGAUUACGGGCGAUUGAUCGCCCGAGGCUCAAAGCAAGAGGACCAGGAUGCAGUCUAUCAAGGUCUGGGAGGGGCUGGAAAAGGGUAUACCAGAGUGCAACUGGACGACGACGAAGACUCUAUCAACAGCUUGGAUGAAGAUACAAGCUAUCUUUUCAAAGAGACGGCCGCGACUGCUGCCGGAGUGGAAGGGGAGGAGCUUCGUGAUACUCUUAGCCAGCUGCAAGCUACGAAAGAUCUUCUAACUGAAGGCCAGAGGAUAGCGUAUGUGGGAGUAACCCGCUUGACUAUAUUUGAGAUGGUCAUGGAUAUGGAGAGAGCACCGUCUACGAAAGGCACGCGCAAGUGGAAGCAGAAGGCCAUCGACUCAGCAAGAGGGUGGGGCCAAGCCAUGAUGACUAGGUUGUACUCUCACAUGGACAUUAGCACCGCCGAACAAGUGAUGAUCGAGCAGCUCGCUGAACACGGGGUUCGGCCUGAAGACCUCGUCAGGCCGCUCAUGGAGAAUGCCCGCGUCAAGAAUCCGUUGGCCGAGGUGGAUGGAUCUAACAAAUCACUCUCCCCUACAUCUGGCAAGUUGAAGGAUGAAAUUCGGUCUACCUUAUCUACUGAUACCAAUCGAUCUUCAGAGUCAAGCUCUCUUCCACCUUACGACCGGGAGGAGGAUGUCCCAGAGGUCCAGACACCAUCCCAGCUACCGACUACUGAGAAGAUUGAUAUUGAUAUUCGAUGGACAGCACUUUGCGAUCUUUUCCUCGUUUUAAUCUCUGACUCAAAUUAUGAUUCACGGUCACGAACGCUACUGGAGAGAGUAGGGGCAUCAAUGGACGUUUCGUGGUUACAGAUAGCCAAGUUCGAGAAGCGUGUCAUCGAUGCUCUUGAGAUGCAAGAGGAUGCCGACAAGGAAACCUGGGAUGAGUCUGAGCACAUGGAGAAACGUCGAAAGUCAGCACUGAAACGCAAGUACAUGAUAAUGGGCUUGGCCACCGUUGGUGGAGGCCUGGUUAUUGGCCUUUCAGCCGGCCUUCUAGCCCCAGUUAUCGGCGCUGGCCUUGCUGCUGGAUUCACAACAAUCGGUGUUGGUGGAACCAGUGCGUUCCUUGGCGGUGCUGGUGGUACCGCUCUGAUUGCGUCUGGGGCUACUUUGACGGGGAGCACAAUAGGAUUGAGGGCGUCUCACCGACGUACCGGGGCUGUGCAGACGUUUGAGUACCGCCCUCUGCAUAACAACAAAAAGUUCAACCUAAUUGUAACGGUGUCCGGUUGGAUGACCGGCAACGUAGACGAUGUCCGAUUGCCCUACAGUACAGUCGAUCCCAUCAUGGGAGACAUCUAUUCUGUCUUGUGGGAGCCCGAGAUGCUCAAAAGUAUGGGUGCAACCAUAAAUAUCUUAGCUACCGAGGCCUUAACCCAAGGGUUGCAGCAAGUUCUUGGAAGCACUAUUCUCACGGCUCUCAUGGCAUCCUUACAGCUCCCUCUUAUCCUUACAAAACUCUCCUACCUUAUUGAUAACCCAUGGAACGUGUCUCUCGCACGAGCGACUGCGGCUGGGCUCAUUUUGGCCGACUCAUUGAUGGACCGCAAUCUAGGCAAGCGGCCGGUGACCUUGCUGGGUUAUUCACUUGGUGCUCGAGUCAUAUUUUCAUGUCUAAAGGAACUUGCAGACAAGGGUGCGUAUGGUAUUGUUCAGAAUGUCUAUCUGUUUGGGUCACCGGUGGUUGCGAAUAAGGACGAAUAUAUCAAGGCCCGUGGUGUCGUUUCAGGCAGCUUUGUCAACGGAUACGCUUCAAAUGACUGGAUCCUGGGAUAUCUGUUCCGCGCUACCAGCGGUGGUAUUUUGCGAGUGGCUGGGCUGGCUCCAGUUGAAGGCAUUCGAGGAAUCGAGAAUGUCGAUGUCACCAAGCUCGUGAAUGGGCACAUGGAUUACCGGGCAGCUAUUCCUCGUCUAUUGAAGCAUGUCGGGUGGGAAGUCCUGAGCGAGGAAUUUGCGGAGAUUGAAGAUCCCGACCCUGAAAAUCAUGCCGAGCGGCAGCGAGAAUUAAUCCGCGAGAUUGACGAGGCGCGUCGAGAAGCAGAGACCAAGCCGGAAAAGAAACGAUUCGGCUUGUUCAAGCGGGGAAAGUUGGCCCAGAAAAAAGCAUGGGAGAAGUAUGAAGUUGACCAAUCUGAGUCGCCUCAAAGUCCUCCCAGUGGCAACGCGGCAGGAAGCGUACUCUUUGAUAUUGACGCUAUCAGAGCCGAGCUAGCCUCGGAAAUGUUGGAGGUCAAGCAACUGGAAUCGACGCUACCGCCCAUGAAGUUGAAUUUAGAUUCCCCGUCGUUGAAUUCCCCUGCUACGCCAUCGUCUUUCGAGACAGGAAAACCCCAAGAUUUCCGUCAAAGCCCACCUCAGCCACCCCCAGCAGCAUCUCCGGGUCAUACUCCGCCGCAGCGCGCACCAUCACCCCCGUCGCCUCCUAAAGAUGAAACGUACCAAAUGACUUUCGAUACGUCGUACCACGAACCCCCGCAGCGCUCUCUAUCUUAUGAAUCCCCUACAUACUCUAACAACAAUACCUUUACCCGGCCCGUCCUUCGAUCUUCAGCGACAACUGGUGUGCUUGGUGCCGGAGCGGCUACUGGUGCGGUUGGUGCGUUCGCUCUCGAAGAAAAUGCAUGGGCCGACCCUGACGAAGGCGAAAUCUCGAUGACUUUCGAGUGAUGAGUUAUGAUGUAUACACAAUUAAUUCCUAUAUACUUUUCAGGCGUUCUGCCAUGUUUAAAUUCGAUUCUGACUCUUGAUGAUUCUGAUUGAGCUAUCCUACAUGGCGUUCUUUUACAGCGUCUGGUCACUUUGCAUUGGCCUGGCUUAUAUUGCGCGGGACAUUUCUAGCUAUAUACAUACAUCUUAUGGUGUCUCUAAUAGUCG
Aspergillus nidulans FGSC A4 is the source of this 3642-nucleotide messenger RNA. RefSeq names its product TMCO4 family protein. Gene Ontology annotation, cellular component: membrane. Bases 1 to 3435 code for a protein of 1144 amino acids. The record is from RefSeq and is a predicted model, not a curated record. The transcript is spliced from 2 exons. Lineage: Eukaryota; Fungi; Ascomycota; Eurotiomycetes; Eurotiales; Aspergillaceae.